This is a messenger RNA of Exophiala spinifera, 1050 nucleotides long. RefSeq lists its product as uncharacterized. The transcript has a single exon. The record is from RefSeq and is a predicted model, not a curated record. Gene Ontology annotation, molecular function: proteasome binding. The coding region runs from base 1 to 1050 and encodes 349 amino acids. Lineage: Eukaryota; Fungi; Ascomycota; Eurotiomycetes; Chaetothyriales; Herpotrichiellaceae.
AUGAAAGUCCAGUAUCGCAAUGAAACCCUCGAAUUCGAGGAGGUCGCAGACGAGACGGUGACAGAACUGGCCACCAGAUGCGCCGAACGUAUUGGUGCCGACGUCGAGCGAGUAACCCUCUUCUUCCUCCCCAAGCCCGGAUUCAUGAAGCAUCCAUUCCCCGAACGAAAGCUAAGCGAUUUCUUGACUCCUGCGACGCGCAUAAAACUCGUAGGCACCCCCAAUGCAGAGAUCAAGAAGAUGGACGGCCAGAAGCCGGCCCAGCGAAGGAUUCCCCCGGCAUUCAGCAAGCCGGUCAAGGCGAACAAAGUGCGGGACUGGAAGAAGCUCUCAGAAGAGCGCGCGUACACUUUCCACGCCAUCGAACCCCUGCAUUACCUCCCAAAUCCAGAGAAGAGCAGGAGGUAUCUUGAACGACUUGCCAACGACCCAGGAAUCAAGGCCACGAUGCGCAAACACAAGUUCAGUGUGGGACUGUUGACGGAGAUGAAUCCAGCGGAGCACACGACGCACGAGUCCAAGACGUUGGGUCUGAAUCGAAACCGAGGCGAGGUGAUUGAACUCAGGCUGCGGACAGACGCAUACGACGGUUAUCGAGACUACAAGGUAAUUCGGAAGACGCUGUGCCAUGAGCUCUCGCACAACGUCUGGGGGGAACAUGACCGCAACUUCUGGGAUCUGACCAAACAGAUUGAGCAAGAGGUGGAGCGCAAUGAUACCCUGCACGGUGGACAUCGGUUGUCAAACGAGGAGUUCUACAAUCCAGGGGACUCGUAUGAUGAUGCCGAGCACGCUGAUUCUGGAGGCUGGACCGGUGGUGAUUUCGUGCUUGGAAAGUCGGAAGAUGCGCCCAGUGAGGCUGGACUUACUCGGCGCGAGAUCAUAGAACGGGCAGCUCUCACCAGGCUACGGAAGCAGCAAGACGUGAUGGACCAACUUCAGAAGGAGUCAGAGGAGCUGAGCCAACUCCAGAAGAGGGGGCAAGAGAUAACGGAUCAGCUUCAGAAGCAGACAGACCAAGUCCAAAAGCCAAAGCCGCCGCCAUCAUGA